Didymodactylos carnosus is the source of this 504-nucleotide messenger RNA. The record is from the annotation of a GenBank genome assembly. NCBI's taxonomy places the organism in Eukaryota, Metazoa, Rotifera, Eurotatoria, Philodinida, Philodinidae.
AUGAAUGUAAUCGAGAACUAUGCUCCUCAACACGUCCAAGCAGACUCCACUGAUGACACACAGCUAUCCAUCAUUCAGCAACCCAUUAAUCUUGCUGAAUUCACUGGUAUUGCAUAUCUUUGGCUUGACGAAUUAGUUACUAACGCCAAACAGGAGUAUAAUAGUAUUAGUCAGCCAGCGUCAUGGAGAUUUUUUUCAAGUCUACCUAUAUGUGCUACAUUUAUUCGUACUCAAUGCAAAGAUAAACGAGUAUUUCUCAUUUCAUUUGGACGUCUGGGCGAAUCACCUAUUAAAGCAGUUCACCCCCGACCGCAGCUACAUCGCGUCUAUAUCUAUUGUGGCGAUGUUCAACGUAAUCUGGAAUGGGCCGCUAAAUUUGAUAACGUAGGCGGCGUUUAUAAUGAUGAAAAAAAUUUGAUUCCGCAACUGACAAGAGAUGUAGCUCAAACUCUGAUAGAAAUAGGUGAUGCAUAUAUUCAAAUACACGAACGGUUCAUUUGCUAA